GGGGCACUGGCACAAAAACGAGCCAAGCUGAUACGGCUAUCGAUGCUUCACUUGAUACGACCCGGUGAAUGCUCGUCUUGAAGGCGGUCUGGAAUGCACGGACCCAAAUAUCAGAUAUUAGUCAGAUUAUAGUCGCGUUUUCCUGGAUCGAGAAUCUAUACCUGAGGCUGGGUGGAGUAUUGGUCAAGAUCUCUUCCGAUGGGGCGUUUCGUCUGCUCGUUAAGCACUGCGAUAAGUUCCAGAGAUUGCAAAUGAUGCACGAUACAACCACCUUUUGGGGGCUUCUCACUUGCUUUCCUGACUUCGGUUUCUCAAGGCUUCUGCACCAAACCUUAGUUUCAUUUCGGGCACAUUUGAAAAAUAGUUUCUCAAUACGAAGAGAAUUAUUAAUGACGCAUUGUGCUUGCAAAGCCUCCAUCAGCUUCUGGAGAUCACUCUCCCAAUAUUAAACCAUCCCAAUGUCCAAGUUGGAAAGUAACCUAUCGCAGGGACUUGUCUAUGAUAAAAACAGUUUGUGUCAUACAUCUGCAGUCGUGUCGUCGCUGGUAGAGACUGCUGCGCUGCCAGUGAUGUAUGCUAUUCUCUUCGACAGGCGACUAGCAUAUCAUCCCCACAGACGUG
Suillus subaureus is the source of this 621-nucleotide messenger RNA. RefSeq lists its product as uncharacterized. Lineage: Eukaryota; Fungi; Basidiomycota; Agaricomycetes; Boletales; Suillaceae. The coding region runs from base 69 to 449 and encodes 126 amino acids. The record is from RefSeq and is a predicted model, not a curated record. The transcript is spliced from 5 exons.